Molecule: messenger RNA, 1779 nt
Organism: Olea europaea var. sylvestris
Lineage: Eukaryota; Viridiplantae; Streptophyta; Magnoliopsida; Lamiales; Oleaceae
Exons: 4
Coding region: 1-1779 (592 amino acids)
Molecular function (GO): nucleic acid binding; RNA-DNA hybrid ribonuclease activity
Source: RefSeq, a predicted model, not a curated record
AUGUUGCUCAAAAGCCUCCAGGCGGCCGAACACGUGAGCCACAUUGACCAAACCUUUCAGAUACUCAGAAGGUAUAACAUGAAGCUGAACCCCCUCAAGUGCACUUUCGGAGUGGCAUCAGGUCAGUUCUUGGGAUACAUUGUAAAUCAGAGAGGAAUUGAGGCAAAUCCGGCAAAGUGCCAAGAAGCCUUCGAGUCUCUAAAGAAACACCUCGGUGAAUCACCCCUCCUGUCGAAACCCCAUCCGGAUGAAUCUCUGUUGCUGUAUCUAGCAGUUUCAGAUGUGGCAGUCAGCGCGGUCCUAACCAGGGAAGAAAAUGAACGUCAAUUGCCGGUAUAUUACAUCAGCAAAGCACUUCUCCCAACUGAAACACGCUACUCCGACAUGAAAAAACUGGCACUCGCACUCAUCACAGCCUCGAGAAAGCUGAGGCCAUAUUUCCAAGCCCACUCAAUACAAGUCCUCACCAAUUUUCCUUUGAGGCAAGUGAUGCAGAAAACGGACGUGUCGGGACGCCUGCUGAAAUGGGCUAUCGAGCUCAGCGAGUUCGAUCUCACAUUUCGACCUAGACACGAUAUCAAGGGCCAGGCCCUUGCCGAUUUUAUGGUCGAAUUUACCAAAGCCCCAGAAAUGGAGGCCCUAAUGGAACCAACCGAGCCCCCCACAUGGAAAUUGUUUGUAGAUGGGUCUUCAGGAGAGGCUGGCGCGGGGGCGGGAAUCGUGCUAGAGAGCCCGGAAGGCCCUUUGCUAAAUUGUGCGGUAAGAUUCGGCUUCAGAGCCUCGAACAACGCGGCCGAAUAUGAGGCCCUUCUGGCAGGACUAAGGCUCGCCAAGGAAAUACAGGUCAGGAAGCUCCUAGCAAGCAGUGAUUCUCAGCUCGUAGUAAAUCAGGUAAAUGGGGAUUUCACAGCCAAAGAUGGUAACAUGCUUGCGUACUUGAAGCUGGUUCUGGACAUAAUUCCCCAUUUCAAAAGGUUCGAACCGACUCAAGUCCCCCGUCUAGAAAAUGCCCAUGCAGAUGCCCUCUCAAAGUUAGCCAGCAGCAUGAACUCAGAGCUUCUAAACAUCGUCCCCAUUGAGCACUUAUCGAAGCCCUCCACCUUCGAAGGCGAAGAGUUACUAUGGAUAGAAGGCACCCCAUUGUGGAUGCAGCCCAUAAUCGCGUACCUAAAGGAACAAACACUGCCUGCUUCCAGAGGCGAGGCAAGAAAAUUAAGAAGAAGGGCUGCACACUUCGUCCUUCUAGAAGGAACCCUUUACAAGAGAGGCUUCGCUUCGCCCCUUCUUCGAUGUGUGGGCGGCGAAGAGGCCACCUACAUACUCAGAGAGAUACAUGAAGGGAUCUACAGAAAUCACUCCGGAGGAACAUGCUUCUCGAACGUGCAAAGACAGCCUGCUCAGAGCCUCUCUAUAGUGACCAGCCCUUGGCCAUUCGCCAAGCAUGAGAUCAGCAAUGAUGAGGCGCGCAUAAGUGAACUACACCUCCUUGAAGAAAAGAGAGACGCUUCCCAGAUGACCUUAGCGAAAUAUCAUCGUAAGAUGACCCGCUUUUACAACUCCAAGGUCAGAAAUAGAACUCUCCGCUUGGGCGACCUCGUCCUCAAAAGAGUUUUUCAAUCUUCAAAACCAACCGGGUCAGGAGUUUUUGGCCCGAACUGGGAAGGCCCUUACCGCAUUCGGGGGGAAUCCCGACCUGGUACCUUCGAGGUCGAAGAUAUGUCAGGAAGGAUGCUACCUCACAAGUGGAACAUCGAGCACUUGAGAAAAUACUACCAGUGA